Messenger RNA from Oxyura jamaicensis (ruddy duck), 1353 nucleotides. It is a transcript of the gene PTK2B, whose product is annotated as protein tyrosine kinase 2 beta. The transcript is spliced from 11 exons. Lineage: Eukaryota; Metazoa; Chordata; Aves; Anseriformes; Anatidae. The coding region runs from base 16 to 1353 and encodes 445 amino acids. Gene Ontology annotation, cellular component: cytoskeleton. The record is from RefSeq and is a predicted model, not a curated record.
UGCCCAGAUUCCCGGAUGGGACCUGCCCCGAUCCGCUCCGCGGGGCCUUCAGGGGUGGUUGGGUGGGCAGGUGAGGGAUCCCGGGGCCUUCCUCGCCUGCUGCCUCCUCUUCCUCCCCGGCGGCGUCGUGGCUCCCGCCAGCCCCGGCGAGCCCUAUCCGGAAGCGGGCGGCGGGGAGGAGUGGUUUCACCACCGGUACCAGCCCGCGGGACACGCACCCGCCCGGGCAACCCUCCCGACGGCGAGGCCGCCGAGGUGCCUGCGGGGCCAGCCUGGGCGAAGGCGUCCCCCACGCACCCCUUCCGCCAAGGGAAGGGAUGCUCAGCUCCUAGCGCCCCGGGCGUGCUGAGGAUGUCGGCCGUCCCCGAGCCCCUGGGCCGCCCGCGGAGCAGCUCCUUCCGCAGCCUGGGCGGGACGCUGGAGGCCACGCUGGGCAUGGGGCCGCUGGAGGCGGAGCGGGAGGAGAUGCGCAUCCUCAAGGUGUGCUUCUACAGCAACAGCUUCAACAUGGGCAAGAACUUCAAGCUGGUCAAGUGCCCGGUGACGACGGAGAUACGGGAGGUGAUCAAGUCCAUCCUGGUGAGCGGCCGCAUCGGGCCCGACAUCAAGCUGGCCGAGUGCUACGGGCUGCGCCUCAAGCACGUCAAGUCGGACGAGAUCCACUGGCUGCACCCCGAGCUGACAGUGGGCGAGGUGCAGGAGAAGUACGAGUGCCUGCACCUGGAGGCUGAGUGGAGGUACGACCUGCAGAUCCGCUACCUGCCCGAGGACUACAUGGAGCGCUUCACAGAGGACAGGACCACGCUGCUCUACUUCUACCAGCAGCUCCGAAGCGAGUACAUGCAGAACUACGCCAGCAAGGUGAGCGAGGGCAUGGCCCUGCAGCUGGGCUGCCUCGAGCUCAGGAGGUUUUACAAGGACAUGCCCCAAAACGCGCUGGACAAGAAGUCCAACUUCGAGUUCCUGGAGAAGGAGGUGGGCCUGGACCUCUUCUUCCCCAGCCAGAUGCAGGAGAACCUGAAGCCCAAGCAGUUCCGCAAGAUGAUCCAGCAGACCUUCCAGCAGUACGCGCUGCUGCGCGAGGAGGAGUGCAUCCUCAAGUUCCUGCACACCCUCGCCACCUUCGCCAACAUCGACCAGGAGAGCUACCGCUGCGAGCUCAUCCAAGGGUGGAACAUCACGGUGGACCUGGUCAUCGGGCCCAAGGGCAUCCGGCAGAUGACGAGCAAGGAAGCCAAGCCCACCUGCCUGGCUGAGUUCAAGCACAUCAAGUCCAUCAGGUGCUCCAGCGUGGAGGAGGGCAGGGCCGUGCUGCAGCUGGGGCUCAGCGGCACCCCCCAGGACCUGGUGUGA